Molecule: messenger RNA, 1153 nt
Organism: Dendronephthya gigantea
Lineage: Eukaryota; Metazoa; Cnidaria; Anthozoa; Malacalcyonacea; Nephtheidae
Exons: 10
Coding region: 61-1098 (345 amino acids)
Source: RefSeq, a predicted model, not a curated record
UUGAAAAAAUAAAUCUCGACUCUCAAAGAAAGGUAUUUUUGUUGAAAUAAUUCUCAUUUUAUGGUUGAAGAUUCAAUAGCUUUUGAAGGCAGAUCAUACUACAGUGUUAUGUUGGCGUUGUUAGACGAUCUGGGCGCUGUUGAACGGUGUCCUAUUUUGGAUCCUAGCGAGUAUUGCUCUGAGGAAUCAGAUUCCUAUACAGUGUAUAAUUCUCCAGCCAGCAGUUGUAUUGAUGACCCAAACAUUGCUGCAGAAGUGGAAAUAUCAAAAGAUUUAGCAGAUGAGGAGUUCUCUUUUUAUGAACAAUGUUUAAGCAACCUUGAUGCUGAUCUGAAAUCAUCUGAUCCACUACCUUGGGCAAAUCUUGCACAUCUUGGUGACACAAUAACAGAAUUUUCUUUAAAUGAAUGUAGAAACAAGCAGACAGAAGGUGAAAGCUCCCAAUCUGGAAGUGUUUGUACAGAUGACUACUGGAACAGAUGUAAUUCAUGGGUUAACAGUACAACAGUUGAAGACAAAUCAUAUGAUAAAGAAUGUACACAUAAAUCACAAUCAAAGACGAAAAGGAAUUGUAAUGGAAUAAGAGAGUUUAUGGAUAAAUUAUCAUGGAAAGAAAUGACAUCUUCACAACAAAGAGAGACAAUUGAGCAUUUAACACAAAUAGUUUCAUCAACGAUGGGACUUCGUGAACAACUUGAUGUCAUAAGAAUACUCAAUCCAAAGGCAGUUGUUUCUUCAACAGAUACAGAAUUUGAAAUAGAUUUGGAGUUGUUAAAUUGUGAGAAAUUAGAAAGAAUUCGAGAAUAUGUAAAACAACAUGGUAUUCAGACAGUAAAAAGCUUAAAGAAUAGUCAAAGGCCAGUCAGAAAAACAAAGCGGAAGGACCUAAAUCUUCACAGAAAUAAGGGGAAAGUAGAUAAAGAACAAAAUGCAUUGUUAUCGCGUGUGUACAAGCAGUUACUAAAAGAAAAACGUAGUGGUCUAUUUCAUAAUGAACAGGUGAUUUCGAUUUCCAAGACGAAGCUGCAACAAACUAGCCAAAACAGUAAUAAUGAAGAUGAUGAUAAUGAUGAUAUGGAAAUUGAUAUAUUACAUUGAAUGAAACAUGGUUAUGGAAUAAUUUGACAGACUAUAAUUUGGCAUAAUUGAAAAA